Messenger RNA from Colletotrichum tamarilloi, 585 nucleotides. Its product is annotated as peptidyl-prolyl cis-trans isomerase ssp-1. Lineage: Eukaryota; Fungi; Ascomycota; Sordariomycetes; Glomerellales; Glomerellaceae. Gene Ontology annotation, molecular function: protein binding; peptidyl-prolyl cis-trans isomerase activity. The coding region runs from base 1 to 585 and encodes 194 amino acids. The transcript is spliced from 4 exons. The record is from RefSeq and is a predicted model, not a curated record. Gene Ontology annotation, cellular component: nucleus; cytosol.
AUGACGACUAAUACAAAUCCUCACCAGGCUGACACCGGUCUCCCCCCCGGCUGGGAAGUGCGACACUCCAACUCCAAGAACCUGCCCUACUACUUCAAUGCCGCCGAAAAGGUCUCACGCUGGGAGCCGCCUGCGGGAACCGACACCGAGAAGCUGAAGCACUACAUGGCCACCCAUCACAGCGCUGGCGCCGGCGCAAGAUCCCAGGCUGUUCCUGUGCCAGAGGGAAAGAUCCGCGCUGCCCACCUGCUGGUCAAGCACAAAGACAGCCGGCGCCCUUCCAGCUGGAGAGAGGCCGAAAUUUCCCGCACCAAGGAGGACGCACUCGAGAUCAUCAAGGCCCACGAGGCCAAGAUCAAGUCCGGUUCCACCACGCUCGGCGAGCUGGCCCUGACCGAGUCCGACUGCAGCAGUGCCCGUAAGAGGGGUGACUUGGGCUACUUCGGCAAGGGUGACAUGCAACGGGAGUUUGAAGAAGCUGCCUUUGGUCUUAACCCCGGUGACAUCAGCGGCGUCGUGGAGACGGCGAGCGGCCUGCACUUGAUUGAGAGUUCCACUAACCACCCGGAUCACAGACUGGAGUAA